This is a messenger RNA of Arabidopsis thaliana (thale cress), 1439 nucleotides long. RefSeq names its product F-box/RNI-like superfamily protein. Lineage: Eukaryota; Viridiplantae; Streptophyta; Magnoliopsida; Brassicales; Brassicaceae. The record is from RefSeq and is marked reviewed. The transcript has 3 exons. The coding region runs from base 69 to 1439 and encodes 456 amino acids.
CGAUUGUAUAUAAAUAUUAAACGUAAUUCUUCUGUAGACAAAAGAAAACCUAAAGACAUCUGCGUUAGAUGGCGAAAAGGCGAGAGAGACGGGGCCGACGACAACAUCGUAGCCACCGCAGAAUCCAACGAAUAAUCGAUGGUGCAGAUUUCAUCAACUAUAUGCCAGAUGAUAUCCUUCACCAUAUUCUCUCCUUUAUUCCCACCGAUUUGGCCAUGAGAACUUCCGUCUUAUCCCGACGAUGGAGGCAUGUAUGGUGCGAGACACCUUGUCUCGACAUUACACUCAAGCACGGAGCGAUGAACCAAACCCUAACUUCCUACACGGCUCCCAUAAUCACUAGUUUCAAACUUGUUAUGGACCUUAACAGCAACACUGUACCCCAGGUUGAUAGCUGGAUCGAGUUUGCUCUCUCCCGCAAUGUGCAAAAUCUGUCUGUGUUCGUUAGGGAUUUCACAUACUCCAAGACUUACAGAUUUCCAGAUAUCUUCUAUCUCAGUUCCUCCUUAAAGCUACUCGACGUGACGUUGGACUUUUUUGAUAUGAUUCCCACAUGCACAGUGUCUUGGAAAUCCCUAAGGAACUUAACACUGCGUUUUUGUCAAAUUCCAGACGAAUCCAUUCAUAAUAUUCUCUCUGGCUGUCCAAUUCUCGAAAGCUUGACACUGGAUACAUGCAGAUUACUUGAGCGUCUUGAUCUGAGUAAAUCACCGAAUCUGAGGAGAUUGGAUAUAAAUCAGCAAUAUCGCCGCACAGGACCAGUUGCGAUUGUUGCGCCACACAUCUAUUAUUUGAGACUGACAUACUCUAGCACACCAUCUACUAUAGUGGAUGUCUCCUCUUUGAGCGAAGCUAACCUUACCAUUAUCAGUAGCCUACUCUCUCCCUUGACUGCAGAUGGUUAUCAAACCAUGGCGCUGGAGAUGCUAUCAAAAUUUCACAACGUUAAGAGGCUUACUGUUGGGGAAACCCUUCUUCAGAUUCUAUCUCUCGCCGAGCUCCGCGGUGUUCCUUUCCCAACGCUCAAGGUCCAAACUUUGACUGUUAAAACGGAGUUCGUUCGAUCUGUAAUCCCUGGUAUAUCAAGGUUACUACAGAAUUCACCUGGAUUAAAGAAGCUAAGACCAUCUACAAUGAAAAUGCAUCAUUUAAAAGGUUUAUAUCCGGAUCAAUGUUGGAGAUCAACAUGUGAGGUGUUUCCUACCUCAAAGGAGAUCUACAAGAUGUUGGGUUGUAAUGAUGCAACGUUGAAACUCGUGGCUUCGUUUAUGGAUUUGGUGCUGAGAAACGCAAAGACGCUAGAGAGGAUGGUUGUUUGGUUGGGAGGCAUCUACUUUAAUGGUGAUGCACCAUGGUUUGAAGAAGAGCUGUUUGACAUGGUUGAAACACUUUCUCGCAACAAUAAUGUCUCCAUUUUGCUCAAACAAAGCAAUUGCUAA